GCCAGAGAAUUGGGCUCAAUGGUCAAACAUUUGUUGCUGCAAACCGACUGGCGGAAGACACACAUCCCUAAUUUGUACUGGUUAGAGUCUCAGAAAGCUUAACAUUACAUACCCUGUUUUGCCGACAAAACUGGUGUCCUCCGAGCCCUGAUCCGCGAACAGGGGGCCAGGAAUCUCAAGGCUUGCCUGGUCUGGACACCGGAGGCUACCGAGGUCUUUGUGUCACUGGUGCAGGAGCUGGCCUCUGCUGCGACCUUGGCCACUCCUGACUACACUCUGCCCUUCCAUCUAGAUGUCUCUAUUUCAGGGAAAGUUGUGAAUGGAGCUCUGUACCAGAAAAUGCAGCAUGGACGUGCAGUGUUGAUGUAUUGCAGCGUCCCCUUGGACAACAUUGAGCAACGACAACCCGAUUGUUCCAGGUAUGCGGCUGGCCUGGCGAAGGUCUUACUCAAAACAGCCCACACGGUCAUGGGGCAUCCAGUCUAUGUGUUAACUGAUCAUGCGGUCUCCUCGUUUGUCGCAUCGGCGGCAUUCACGUUGACUCCGCUGCGACAAACACGAUUGUUGAAAAUAUUGACUGCCCCAAAUGUCAACUAUGUCCAUUCCGGUGUGAACAUGGCCGAUCAAUUGUUGGUGGGACCCCAUGAGUGUGCAUCAAAGGUCCAGACGGUGACGAAAGUCCGACCUGACCUCUAUUCCACUCCGCUCGGGCACGGUCGGGUGGCGUUUACAGAUGGCUGCUGUUGGAGAGACAGGAUGGGCUCCCUCCAUGCGGCCGCGGCGGCGGUCGAGUGGAGGGAUGGCUCCUUCCAGCCUCUUAAAGUGAUGAAGCUCAACACCCACCCAUCAGCCCAGGCGGCGGAAGUCUUUGCUCUGGUGUUAGCUUUGCGACAAUGCAAGGGGGAGGCCGUGACCAUCUAUUCUGACUCCGCUUAUGCGGUGUCGGCGGCUUUGAUCGAUCUGGUAGGGUGGCUACAGAAUGGGUUCACGACGGCCAGAGGCUCGGAGAUUGCGCACAAGGAUUUGAUGUUGCAGUUGUUUGAGGCGUUGAAGUACCCGAGCGAGGUGGCCAUUGUCAAAGUGCCUGGUCACUCCAAAGCUGACACUUUAGUGGCUAGGGGGAAUCGAGCGGCUGAUGAAUUGGCCAAGCAGACGGCCGGGUACGGCGGGGCAGAGGACAUGAUGGUGUCCCGCGGUCCACUAAUUGUGGACGGGGAGCACCCCGACUCCUGUUUGCCUCUGUCACUCUCGCAUGCCGAUCUGUGUGCCGCCCAGGGUGCCACCUCCCCGGAACAAAAAUCGGUUUGGCUGGCAGCAAAGGCUGUCAAACGAUCAGAUGGCUUGUGGGUAGGACCCAAAGGACAGCCAGCUCUUCCGGAGGGAAGGCUGAUGUCGGAGAUCCUGACACAGGCUCACACACCUUCCCAUGUGGGUCCCCAUGCCAUGAUGAUCCAUCUUCGAAGUUGGUGGCAUCCCAAACUCUCGGAUGUGGUCUGGAAAUUCGUUGCAGAUUGUGAGUCUUGCCAGACGUUCAAUGCACGCCCUACGUUGAAACCAAAGCCCGGCCUGUUUCAGCCGGCCCCGUGGCCGGGGGCAGAGGUGAUCAUUGAUUUUACCGACAUGAGUACAAGAGUGAAUGGGAAACGCUUUUUGCUUGUGAUGGUUGACGCUUACUCAGGCUGGCCUGAGGCAUAUCCGUGCUCGAAAGAAGAUUCUACUGCUGUGAUCAAGGCUUUGAUCACCCAUUACAUCCCCACGCAUGGUUUCCCGGCCCUGAUCCGCUCUGACAAUGGUACACACUUUAACAACAAAGCCUUGGCCAAGGUAGAAUCAAUUUUGGGGUUGAAGCAUCGAUUCGGCUGUGUCUACCAUCCUCAGAGUCAGGGCGGAGUUGAACGUAUGAAUCGAACACUGAAGGAGAAAUUAGCCAAAAUUAUGGCUCAAACGACAAUGAAUUGGCUCCAAGCGCUCCCGCUUGCCUUGUUGUCUGUGCGGCAAUCCGUUAACAGGCGCACUGGAUUCGCACCAUUUGAAUUGAUGACGGGUCGUCUAAUGCCGGGACCAGCAACGACGCUCGUCCCACCAGAGGAUGUUACGGUACCAAAUUUGUCUCAUGCAGCAUACUGGUCCUAUUUGUCUGCUUUGGUGUCCAGUGUUUCUGCACAGAUUGGAGAGAAAUCCGCUGCGGCUGCGGCGGAGGAAGGCGUGUCAGCGGAGAAACAGCUCACGCCGUACGUGUACGUCCGAGUCAUCUCUAGAAAGUGGACGGACCCCCGGUGGAAGGGCCCCUUUCGUGUCUUGGCCAGGACGUCUCACGCGGCCCAGCUCGACUUCAAAGGACGCCGGUGGUAUCACUACUCACAACUCCGUCCGGCCCCAGAGUUUGUUCCGUCAGGAUGAAGGUAUUCCUGUUUGGCCGUGUCCCGGACCCGGCCAAAAGGGGGGGAACAGAAGGAACAAUACGGAAAAGGAAAGGUUUUUGGGAAUUUUCAGAAUUAUUUUUAGUAGGAGUGCUAUGUGUGAGUUGUCUUUUUGUGUGGGCAUUGAUGACAAUUGAUGAGACCAUCCAGCAGAAAACGUCCCAAAUUCAAAAUUCACCCACCAACAAACAAUACCGAUGCAGAGGAAAAGUAGUCUAUGAAGCUGAGGUGAACACAACAGAAGAGCUCUCACGAGAGGAACAGGAAGGUUUGAGACAGAGAUGUGACAGCAAAAAUUGGCAAACGUAUGUCACGUUGUCUAAUUGGACAGAGACCAACCAAACCUUACAUGACAAAUUGGAAAAGUACCAGAGAAGGGUGUGGAGGAACCAAAUUCAACAAGUAAAGAGAGUAUUGGAUUUAGCCCCACCCGAUAGAGAAGGGACAUGUAUUUACCAAUGUAAAGAAGAUGGACAGUUUGUUGUUGCUUCGUGUCAUGGGAAAAAAGAAAGCCCAUUUUUGACAACCAUGUGACUCAACAAAAUAUGACAUGUUUAAAGUUAAACGGAACCGGCAUAAGUAUUGGGACAAUAGAUCCCACAUGGUGCAAAGUCAAUUUGUCACUGAAUGUAACCUCUCCUCUCUCUCGUGCAGACAUCUGGUUGUGGUGUGGUGAUGACAAAUUAUAUGAUCGCUUGCCGAAGAACGCAUCAGGUAUCUGUGCCCUCGUGUCUUUGAUAAUGCCUGUGGUGGUUGUCCCCAUUGAAAUACAGAAUCUCAAUUGGGACCUGGAGUUCCCACUGGCGGAGCUCCUGAAGCGAGCCAAAAGAGACGUUUUGCCCCCGUGGUUGAACGACGACGAUCCAACAUAUAUUGACGCUAUAGGAGUGCCCCGGGGUGUACCAGAUGAGUAUAAACUCGCUAAUCAAGUGGCUUCGGGAUUCGAAAGUAUCUUCCUAUGGAUCACCCCCAAUAAAAAUGUAGACCGCAUUAAUUACGUUCAUUACAAUGUCCAACGACUGGGUAAUUAUACAGCUGAAUCAUUCGCCGCAGUUCAUGAACAAUUGGCUGCAACGUCGUUAAUGGCGUUCCAAAAUAGAAUUGCGUUGGACAUGUUAUUGGCUAAGGAACAUGGUGUAUGUGGAAUGUUUGGUGACGCAUGUUGUACUUUUAUCCCAAACAACACGGCACCAGGGGGCCGACUGACCAGGGCGUUGGAAGGACUAAGGACACUGAACAAAAAGAUGAAAGAUCAUUCAGGUGUACACACCGAUAUUUGGUAUGAUUGGAUGAAAGCGUUUGGAAACUGGAAAGGGCUCAUCAUGUCUGUGCUUGUUGCUGUGGCUAUUUUCACUACAAUCAUGAUAUUAUGCGGUUGUUGUUGUAUUCCAUGUAUUAGAUCACUCACUGUCCGGUUGAUCGAGAAAACCGUUGGCCCGUUGCCACCGAUGGGGCAAUAUGUCCUGUUGACUCAACAUGAGCCGCAGGGGGAAGGAAGGAUCGACACCACGCUGGUGGCUGUUUGCUAGGGUAACGGGUGAUGACCUCAUAAAUGAGGUCAUGAGAGGGAAUAAAGGGAAAUGUGCUUUUGGGAGUUUGCAAACAUAUUUUAAGGUUGUGUUAAACUUAUAAUCAUAUUAAUAUCUAGUAUUGGAGUGCUCGUGUGGAUUGGUGGGGCCGAGGAAUGUGCAGGCAAACUGUAUGAACUUGUUUUCUCGGAAGUGUUGUGUAUAGUUCUAGACAGGGAGUACCGGACGAGAUAAUCUCAAGGUCGGUGAGCUACGAGAACAACGAGCAACUAUAUGAAACCAGACUUCGAGGGGAAAACCAAACCGUCUGACCUCAGCGACACCUGGACGGGGAGGAGAUGGCCAUCCACCAAUCAUCUCACAAUAUUUUGCAUGCUUUAAUAUUCAUAUUGUGUUUCUUUAAAACUGGGCAACCCGGAAGAAUGUGUCGUCUUUGGUGGUCACAAAAACGCACGAGUUUUAGUGUGAGGGACCCGGGACCCAGGCCUGUAUUAGUGCGCUUUGUCAGGAAUAAAUAAUUGGUAAAUUUGGUCUAAUUGA
This is a messenger RNA of Syngnathus typhle (broad-nosed pipefish), 4489 nucleotides long. RefSeq lists its product as uncharacterized. NCBI's taxonomy places the organism in Eukaryota, Metazoa, Chordata, Actinopteri, Syngnathiformes, Syngnathidae. Gene Ontology annotation, molecular function: RNA-DNA hybrid ribonuclease activity; nucleic acid binding. Bases 340 to 2400 code for a protein of 686 amino acids. The record is from RefSeq and is a predicted model, not a curated record. The transcript has a single exon. Gene Ontology annotation, biological process: DNA integration.